Messenger RNA from Penicillium riverlandense, 366 nucleotides. RefSeq lists its product as uncharacterized. NCBI's taxonomy places the organism in Eukaryota, Fungi, Ascomycota, Eurotiomycetes, Eurotiales, Aspergillaceae. The transcript has 2 exons. Bases 1 to 366 code for a protein of 121 amino acids. The record is from RefSeq and is a predicted model, not a curated record.
AUGUCCUCCAGCGCCCCAACCACCGAUCCUUCUGCCGGCCAAGCACGCUCCUCCUCGGCGAAGGACAGCGCAGCAGCAGCACCACCACCAACGCCCCAACACGGAUCACGUGAUUCUCAUUGCGAAUACAGCGACGAUGCCCCGACCCACGAACACCGCCAGGAUCCGGCGGACGGUAACCAGGAGGUCCAUUAUUACCGCGGAUUCCUCGAGCGGCUGCUGGACCUCGUCACCCACGGGGACGAGCAGGCCGUCAGCCGCAUGAUUUCUGUCAUUCGCUCUGGUGCUUCGCACGACGCCAUCCUCGUCACCCUUGCCGAACUAACUGGCGAAUCAAACCAGCCGGACAGCGAGAUCGGAGGGUAA